Molecule: messenger RNA, 4606 nt
Organism: Pantherophis guttatus
Lineage: Eukaryota; Metazoa; Chordata; Lepidosauria; Squamata; Colubridae
Gene: SIX2
Product: SIX homeobox 2
Biological process (GO): regulation of transcription by RNA polymerase II
Cellular component (GO): nucleus; transcription regulator complex
Molecular function (GO): RNA polymerase II cis-regulatory region sequence-specific DNA binding; DNA-binding transcription factor activity, RNA polymerase II-specific
Source: RefSeq, a predicted model, not a curated record
CCCCCUUUCGGCCAGGGUAGAUGCGAUAAGAGGGCCGGCGGCGACGGCAGGAGAGCCUUCCCGGGCGCGCCACCAUGUCCAUGCUGCCCACUUUUGGCUUCACCCAGGAGCAAGUGGCUUGCGUGUGCGAGGUGCUCCAGCAAGGCGGGAACAUCGAGAGGCUGGGCCGCUUCCUCUGGUCGCUGCCGGCUUGCGAGCACCUCCACAAGAACGAGAGCGUCCUGAAGGCCAAGGCCGUGGUGGCUUUCCACCGGGGCAACUUCCGCGAGCUCUACAAGAUCCUGGAGAGCCACCAGUUCUCGGCGCACAACCACCCCAAGCUGCAGCAGCUGUGGCUCAAGGCGCACUACAUCGAGGCCGAGAAGCUGCGGGGGCGACCCCUAGGGGCAGUCGGCAAGUACCGGGUCCGCCGCAAGUUCCCCUUGCCCCGCUCCAUCUGGGAUGGCGAGGAGACCAGCUACUGCUUCAAGGAGAAGAGCCGGAGCGUCCUGCGGGAAUGGUACGCCCAUAACCCUUAUCCGUCCCCCAGGGAGAAGCGGGAACUGGCCGAGGCCACCGGGCUCACCACCACCCAAGUCAGCAACUGGUUCAAAAACCGGAGGCAGCGGGACCGGGCGGCGGAAGCCAAAGAAAGGUACGAGGAAAACAAUGAAAAUUCCAGUUCCAAUGGCCACAAUCCGCUUUCUUCCUCUCUCAAUGGCAAUAAGACAGUUUUGGGCAGUUCCGAAGAUGAGAAAACACCUUCCGGCACCCCGGACCAUCAUUCCUCCUCCAGCCCUGCCUUACUUCUCAAUUCAAACCCAGGCUUACAGCCUCUCCAUAACCUGGGCCAUCCUCAGGGUCCUAGUGCCAUUCCAGUUCCCAGCGCGGACCCUCUGCAUCAUCACAGUUUGCAAGACUCCAUCCUCAACUCCAUGUCUUCAAAUCUGGUUGACCUCGGCUCUUAAAAAUAUUUGUUGAACCUACCAUGCUCCCUGAACCCAGGCUCUCUCCAUCUGGGUUGUCCUCUUCUUUUUUUCCUCCCCCCCCCCACACUUAAUUCCUCUGCUCCACAAACCAAGGAUCUGAAACCUUGGAAGGAUCUAUAAAACAGAUCCGUUGUUUCACUUUGGAUCAAUUGCCGAGCAGCUGACUGACUGGUGCAUACUAUAAAUUCAGAAACACUGUAAGCUGCUCAGUGACUUAAAUCUUAAGAGGAUGUGGUGAAACUCACUGCAGAAAAGUGGAGGACAAACAUUACUGUAGGAUGGAGGAAGUGAAGGAGGGGUGGGAUGGUGGUUGGUGUAAAAGUUGUUUCUUUGACAGAAUGAAGGCCGGGAGUCUCAGCCCACACAACCUCUUGUACGGGAGAUCCGAUCCAAAGUUGGAUUUCAACUUCUUAACAUGCCUCUGUAAAUGUGCCUCAACCUGAUCUGCAGGGAUCAAUUCACGAAGCUGUUGAGAACUGAAGAGCUGAAGCCAAAGCUCCAUCAAUUUCAGCAGGAUAUUGGGAAGCAAUACUUCUCCCCUAUGGUUGCUCCCACCACCACCUGGCACCCCAUGGUAUAUUGCUUCUAAAUCUGGAGGCUUUAGUAACUUGACAACACUGAUAGUUUUAUCUGCCAUGAAUUUGUCAGACCUUAAAUCCAUUUUUAUUUUUUCUUGCUUGUGGCAGCAAUCACUUGCCCAUGUAAUCGCAGAAAUGUUAAUGAAAGACUCUUGUCUAAAGCAGACACUUCUUCCCAGCCAGGCUGAGUGCAGGCUGCUGGGAUUUCUAACUCAGUGACAUCUGGAGGGAGGCCACGGGGACGCCAUGCUACUUUCAUCAGAUGCAGAGGCUGCUUGACAAGUUGAUGGUUCCAUUAGAUUUACAGUGUACUGCAGUUGGAAGUAAGGAAACCAUUGGGACUCUUUUGCAAAGAAUGGGAUUAUUUGCUUAUUUCCAGGAUCAGAGUGAUAGGGCAACAUUUUGUUUUUCUCCCAGAGCCGAUCUGUCUCCUUUUUUGAGAAUUCAUCUAGUUUGUGCACAGCAGUCUAUGAAAUGCCUUUCCUUGUAGGCCAGAAUCAAAGGGCCUAAUAGAGAAAAGCAAGAGUAUAACAUGGUGCAGUGGUUAGAGUAGAAGACUAGGACAGGGGGGGUCAGGUUCAGAUCUUCAGUCAGGCAUGAAGCGCACUGGAUAACUUUGGGGCAGUCACACUCUCUUAGCCAGCCUACCUCACCAGGUUGUUGUGAGGGUAACAUUGGAGGGGGAGUAUCCUAUAUGCUCCUUUUGAGUGUUUUGGUGACAAAUGAGAUAUAAAUGGUAUAGAGAAGCCACACCUCUUAACUUAUUUGAAGAGAAAAAAACAUUUGUGAUCAUUGUAUAUGCCAAUGCUAGCUAUUCAAACGCUGUAAUAGCCACCAGUUUGUAAAAAGCUCCUGGCUUCUAAGCAUGACCUCCUCCAGAUAAUAUUACCCUCCCUUGUAAGCUGAUGCUAUGCAAAGCACCUGAUUGAAGGAAAGAGGAAAAUGGGCUUCUUUUGCCUUGUAUAUUUCCCUACUGCCACCCACCCACCCAAACUUUUAGGUGGGGAGGACAAAGCAACGUCCACAGAUCACUCAAGCCAGAUACCUUGCCUCCACCUGAUCCAGUAGCUACAAAGGUGAACCUGGGUGAGCUGCUUGACACUACAAACAUCUUCCGCCUCAGUUCUUUCAUCUGCAAAAUGGGAACAAGGGCGAGUUUCCCCAGAAGGUUCCUGGUGAGGCAACUGGACAGCGUUUUGCACAUUUAACUUUGAGAGAGCCUCUAUCGCUCAUUAUUUUUAAUGCUAUCAAUAGUGUUUCCCCCUGAAGCCUGUGGGGCCAACCUACGUCAAGGUGCUUUAUUAUCCAGUCUUAGGCGAGCCCUGGAUUUCCUCCUGGGUGUAAUUCACGCAGACCCCAGGACAUCCCUUCAAACCAAGCAAGGCGGACAGCGAGCCUGAUGACAGCCGUCUCUCUCCGGGGCUCUAGAAGCCGCCGCCGCCGCCGCCGCCCUCAACCACCAAAUGCAAGGACGGUUCCUUAGCCAGCCAGGCUCCCUCCAAUUUUGUGUAUUGUUUCUAUCCUGUGAAAACCGCCUUUGGAAAGAUAGUUCUGCUUCUAUUUUAUAAUAAAAGCGAGACAUCCAGCACAGUGAUGCGAGAAGUGGGGAAGGGCUUUCGUUUUUAGCCAGCCGUCGGCGCUCUGGGUUCGGAUUUUCUCGGUGUUUUUAAAACAAGUCAAUAACCGAGAGCCAAUCGCGUCGGGCAGCAGAGCCGGGCAGGGCUCUGGGGAAAGAUGGUCGCAAGAAGUGGCGAAACACAACAGCCAGAGUGUGCGCGGGGCGUGGCAAAAAAUCGCCCGCGUUUCCGCACCUCAAAAAACAAAAACAACAAAAAAAAAAACCUUCGAUCAGGCUGCCGCCUCUACCACCAUCCGUCUUUUUUGACCACCCUCUGCCCCGCUCCCCUGACAGAGGCAGCAACCUUCAGUGGCAGGGCCAUCUUUCCUAGAAUUUUUCAAGGAAAAUGAAAGAGUUUUCCCGAGGAAACGGACCCGCAUCGUUUAGGAAACGGAAGUUUCCCCAAAUGGGGCGGGAAGAGGGCUUGGCUCUUUUUCCUGGGUUACCUCAGGUCGCUGCAUAAGCCAUUUUGUUCUAGGCAGUUCACAAGUUGAAACUCUCCGCAACCCCACUGGUCACCAGAUCUGCUUCCUUCCAAAUUGCAAAGCAGAGGCUUCCCUUCUGUGCUUUUUUUUUUUUUUUUUUGCAAAUCCCAGUAAUUUAAUGCUCAGUUUUAAUCCCAGUUUUAAUGCUCAGGGUCCUAGUCCUCUUUGAGCAGGAGGGAAGGUGAACUUUCUCUCCUCCUCCCUCCCCCCGAAAAAAACCCUAUUUUCUAACAUUUCUCUUGAAAUUCCUGAAAGACAGAAAAAAUGAUGGAGACAGUGUUGCACCUAGAGAGAGAGAGAAGAGAAAAUGGGACUGAAGGUGUAAAUUCCAAUGGGGGGGGGAAAUCAGUGAGAAAUAUUUGAAGGAAAAAGUGGUCCAGGACAGAAAGGUGGGGAGAGAAGAAAAGAGAAGGGUAUCAGGGUCCAGAGAACUAGCCAAUUUAGGUAGUGAAAAGUUCCAGUGGUUGCUCCUGCUAAAUUGGAUACUGGAGUCCAGAGACCAGUUCAACCUGAGAGUUAUGAGAGUUAAAUGAAUAGUAGCUUCUUCAAGAUCCAGUGAUUUCAUGGAACCAUCUAUGAAGUUUUCUUGACAAUACAAAAGUAAUUCACAGCUUCUUCCAUGAUAUUUUCUCCAUUUUAGUAUCUCCCCCCACCACCCUUCCCAGAUUACAGCCCCAAGAUUUCCUAAUGAUUUCUAUCCAAGUAGCAAGCCAGUUUGGUGUAGUAGUUAAGGUACUGGCCUAAAAACCAGGAGGUGUGGGUUCUAUUCUCACUUUAGGCAUGAAAAACCAGCUGGGUGACUUUAGUCCAGUUACUCUCUCUUAGCCCAAUUCAUCUCACAGGAUUGUUGUUGUGGGGAAAACAGGAGAGAAAGGAGUAUUAUGUAUGUUUGCUUCCUUGAGCUACUUCUAAAGUAAUAAAGGCAGGAUAAAAAUCUAAUAAAUAAAAAAUAAAUAC